Messenger RNA from Halichondria panicea, 2948 nucleotides. RefSeq names its product E3 ubiquitin-protein ligase TRIM71-like. Gene Ontology annotation, molecular function: ubiquitin protein ligase activity; protein binding; translation repressor activity. Bases 150 to 1223 code for a protein of 357 amino acids. NCBI's taxonomy places the organism in Eukaryota, Metazoa, Porifera, Demospongiae, Suberitida, Halichondriidae. The record is from RefSeq and is a predicted model, not a curated record. The transcript has 6 exons. Gene Ontology annotation, biological process: proteasome-mediated ubiquitin-dependent protein catabolic process; protein polyubiquitination; negative regulation of translation.
AAUGGAUGUACCAGUACAAGGUACAUGCAAAACUAAUUAUAGGCUUGUUGGGAUCUAGUUUAUAAAUAGUAGAUCUUAACUAACGAUGGCCGAAGGACCUGAUCCAGUUGUUGCUGAUCUCGAGCAAGAAGUGACCUGUGGUAUCUGUCAUGACCGCUACCAGGAGCCAAAGCUGCUCCCUUGUUGUCACUACUACUGCAAGCUUUUCAAUCAAUACACACCAGCCACAACAAUUUUCUUCAAAAACUAAAUUGACUCUAAGAUCGCUAGUUGAUGAUACAUCCCAACAAUUGCAAGCAGUGCCUGUGAGGGGUGGAGUGUACAGUGUUGAGUACACCCCUAGGAUACGUGGUCGACACCACCUCCUGAUCUCAGUAGACGACCAGCCCAUCCCAGGAAGCCCCUUCUCUGUGUUCGUCAAAAUACCCCCCACCAAGCUGGACAAACCUGUGAGGGUGAUGAGAGGAAUCAACAACCCUCGAUAUAUGGCAUUCAAUUCGUCAGAAGAACUGAUUGUAACUGACUUUGAGGGUGAUGUUUUGGUGUUUGACAAGAAAGGAAAACAAAUUCGAAGCAUCAGCAAAUCAAAGCACGGGUUUGGCGGUAUCUCUGGCGUGGCAGUAGACAAGGAGGACAACAUCUAUGUCUCUGACUGGAGCAAACACUGUGUGUACAAGUUCAACAAAAGAGGAGAUCUGCUGAAGAGGUUUGGGACGAUUGGAAAUGGUCCAAAGGAACUCAACUACCCUCGAGGGAUAGCAGUCGCUGGUGAUCAAGUGUUUGUGUGCGAUGAGAGUAAUCACAGAGUCCAAGUGUUGACGACAGAGCUGGAGCCAGUCAAGCAGAUUGGUUCAUACGGAACUGGUAAUGAGCAUUUUAACGGACCAGAGGAUGUUGCAGUGGACAAUGAACAAAUGGUGUAUGUCACUGACUAUAAUAAUCAUCGUGUUCAAGUGCUCACUAUGGAUGGUCGGUUUAUUCGCUCGAUUGGAAAGAAAGGAAAUGGACAAGGAGAACUGUCUUCCCCUUGUGGUGUGUGUGUCACUGGUUUUGUUUAUGUUGCUGACGAUGGUAACAAGCGUGUGUCAGUGUUCACUAAAGAUGGUCAGUUUGUCACAUCAUUUGGUAAUGGUCAUAUCACUUCUCCUCGUGGAGUAGCUGUGGACAGUGAUGGUUUUGUGUAUGUGUGCAGUGGCAGUUAUGGAUCUGUUGUUAUAUUUUAGUUAUUAUUUGUGUGUGUGGGCAGUAGCAAUCUGUGUUUUAUGUGUAUGUAAUAAUUUACUUUUGAUUGAGAAGCAGUUAGUUCUACUGAUGAUCUUUACCUGCCUGCUGCCUAUUUUGGGAAAGAUCAUUUGUGAUUGUGUUAUGAUGAUCUUUACCAUCUUAUUACAAGUGAAAAUGGACAAGUACCUAGCACACUCUGUAUCUGAAGCUGCAUCAGUUGCAUGGACCCAUUACAACUACAGAGAGAGCAGAGCCACUGCUUGCGAGACUCCACUAUCAAUCAGAUCUCAAUAACCUCAAUAAAAGUGACAAUCUCAAUGCAAGAUGAGGUACCCACUGAUGACCAACCAAGCUCUGAAGAUGAACCAUUUGACCUCUACACGGCCCAGUGUCCCUAGUUUGUGAGCUCAACAAACAGGUGAUGAUGUCUCAAGCAUUAGCAGCAGAAGCCACGUUCAUUGCACAGCAAGCUACAUUUGAGGUACAAGAGCAGCAUCUCCCCCCAGAGGAUGAAGCCAGAGAAAUGCAAGCCCCCCCCUGAAAAUAUUACGAUAGAAACUAUUGUAUCACAAGACACCACACGGCAGCAAAGUGAUGAAGUCAUAGCAACGCAAGACAACUCUCUGCAGUAUUUGGCCGAAUGUAUGGUUGGAAAAUUGCCGUGUGCUUGUGCUGCCGAGACAAGGUUCACAGAGGUCACUAGUAGAGCACAUCCAAUGGACACCACUAUAGACGAACCUUCACCCAAAGACCCUACAAUGGAUACGCUAUUAUUGUCCGACACAAGGAGACCAAUUGUCAACGAUGUCAUUGCAAGUACUGCAUGUGAACAGUCCUGACCGUGUCUGGAUACAGCUGGCUGAGUACCCAGAGCAUGACCUGGAGGAGCUAUCAGUUGCCAUGACCACCAGUGACCCCAAAACUAUGAGCAGAGGCGAGUUGAUGGUUGGACUGUAUUGUGCUGUGCUUGUGAGUGUUGGAGGCACUCAAGAGAGAGAAGAGGAUGGCUUCUACAGGAGAGCUAGAGUGACAGAGGUCAAUCGACCACACUACAUUGGACAGGCUAGACUGGAGCUGAUAGAUUGUGGCUCAACGAUGCACAGUGUGUCACUCCUCUACAAGCUCCCCCACGGACUGAGAGUGGGCGUGGUCCCUCCCCACGGCUAUUGACGGCCUCUACUCAACAUUCAAUCACGGAGAGGAAUGGUUCCCACUGGACAAACAGCUACUAUAGAAACACCUACGACACAAAAUGGUGUUUGCCAAGGUUACCAGGAAACCAUCCGGGCUACAAGUUGGUGUCGUUCACCUCUACUAUGAUCGUGUUGGCAAGAACAGAGUAACUAACCUGCUCCUCACUAAAGGACUAUACCUCAGCUCCACCUCUCUGCUAGCCAAGACCACACCCACACCUUAAACCACCCCCUCACAAGCAGUGACCAAUCCCCCACGAUCAUUACUAUUUUGGUUCAGUUACAUCGAUCCUAAAGAACAAAACAAUCUUAUCUUCUCACGACCCUCAAAACAGAAACUAUUUGUGCACUGAAGAGACAUCAUCAAUGUCAACUGCACCAGCUAACUUGUUCAAUGGCCUCAAAGUGUCUACUUGAGAGUGGAGGAGUUCAGUCCUCGUGCAGUGUACACUAGUGGCAAGGCCUCGACAGCAGCUGGACUCACAGCUGCCGUGGUCAAGGACGAGGAGAGUCACGAGUUUGUUAUAGAGG